UCCAAUUAUAAACAGAAUCAAAAGAAAAUUAAGCACAAUACAGAAAGCGGCAUAAUUGUCCACUAAAAUCCAUCAUUUCCCCUGAUCCUUUUUUUAUUUCUUGAAAUUGUCCUCCGAUUCUCAUCUCGUCUUAUCCUCCCCACUAUUUCUCUUCUCCCCCACCCCCACAAUAAAAAUGCUUUCUCCCUAGAAAUGCCUUGUUAAACUGAUUCCAUUCCCCCAACCCAAUAAAACCCUCUUGUUGUUGAUCAUCAAAUUAGAAGCAAGAACUGAUUACUAACACAUGGCUCUGAAAAUUUCUUAUCCUGGAGAAAUGGGUUCUAUUUCUUUCUUGAAUUCCAUUAAACCAGACAUCUUCAAACUUAAAGGGCGUUGUCCUGUGAAAAGAAAGGAAAUUGGUAAGGGUGCUCGUUGUUCAUCCCAAUCGCCACCCCCAGCUUGGCCGGGAUGCGCUGUUGCGGAGCCUGGUCGUAAGGUUUGGGAUGGUCCGAAGCCUAUUUCAAUUGUUGGAUCUACUGGUUCCAUUGGAACCCAGACUUUAGACAUAGUUGCAGAGAACCCGGAGAAGUUCAGAAUUGUUGCAUUAGCAGCUGGUUCAAAUGUGACUCUUCUUGCAGAGCAGGUGAAAACCUUUAGGCCUCAACUGGUGGCUGUUAGAAAUGAAUCUUUGGUUGAUGAACUGAAAGAGGCUUUGGCCGAUGCUGACUACAAACCCGAGAUAAUUCCUGGGGAGCAAGGGGUCAUUGAGGUUGCUCGACACAUGGAUGCUGCCACAGUAGUCACAGGGAUAGUAGGUUGUGCUGGUUUGAAGCCAACAGUGGCUGCAAUAGAGGCUGGAAAGGACAUUGCGUUGGCAAAUAAAGAGACUCUGAUCGCUGGGGGUCCCUUUGUGCUUCCUCUUGCCCAGAAGCAUAAAGUGAAAAUUCUUCCUGCAGAUUCGGAACAUUCUGCAAUAUUCCAGUGUAUACAGGGUUUGCCAGAGGGUGCGCUCCGACGCAUAAUUUUGACUGCUUCAGGUGGAGCUUUCAGGGAUUGGCCUGUUGAAAAAUUGAAAGAGGUGAAAGUAGCUGAUGCCUUAAAGCAUCCUAACUGGAAUAUGGGGAAGAAAAUAACAGUAGAUUCUGCAACCUUAUUCAACAAGGGUCUAGAAGUUAUCGAAGCUCAUUAUCUUUUUGGGGCUGAAUAUGAUGAUAUUGAUAUUGUCAUUCAUCCACAAUCUAUCAUACAUUCAAUGAUUGAAACACAGGAUUCGUCAGUUUUGGCUCAGUUGGGGUGGCCUGAUAUGCGCCUUCCUAUUCUUUACACAUUAUCGUGGCCAGACAGAGUAUAUUGCUCUGAGAUCACUUGGCCUCGGCUUGAUCUUUGCAAGUUGGGUUCACUAACCUUUAAAGCUCCUGACAAUGUAAAAUACCCAUCAAUGGACCUUGCUUAUGCUGCUGGCCGAGCCGGAGGCACCAUGACUGGAGUCCUUAGUGCAGCAAAUGAGAAAGCUGUGGAAAUGUUUAUUGAUGAAAAAAUAAGCUACUUGGAUAUCUUCAAGGUCGUGGAGCUUACGUGCGACAAGCAUCGGUCGGAAUUGGUGACCAGCCCAUCACUUGAUGAUAUCAUACACUACGACUUGUGGGCUCGUGAGUAUGCUGCUGGUGUAAAGAUAUCUCCAAGUUUAAGCUCGAUGGCUGCAUGAUUAUGAAAUAGAUAGUGGUUUGGCUGCAAAGAGGACCCUUCCACUUCGCGAUCGGCGAGCCCUUAGUAGUCUGCAUUGAUAGGUCACAACUCUGCAGAGGUUUGGAGAUGACUACUAACUCACUGUAAGAAUCGGAGGAGAAAAGAAGACAAGCAGGCAUUGUAAUUUGUGUAGUGAGUAAACAGAAGAAAAUGUAUCGGUGUAUACUGCUUUAUAUGUAAAAUUCGUCAUUAGCAAGGAAUCAUGUAUACAGGAGGAAAAUGGUAAUAGGAAAAUGGAAUUGGGAAACACCCAUAUUUAGUCCUUGGGCAAUAAGGUGCACCAAACUUUCUGUGC
Messenger RNA from Papaver somniferum (opium poppy), 2020 nucleotides. RefSeq names its product 1-deoxy-D-xylulose 5-phosphate reductoisomerase, chloroplastic-like. Gene Ontology annotation, molecular function: protein binding; 1-deoxy-D-xylulose-5-phosphate reductoisomerase activity; manganese ion binding. The coding region runs from base 284 to 1684 and encodes 466 amino acids. The transcript is spliced from 12 exons. Lineage: Eukaryota; Viridiplantae; Streptophyta; Magnoliopsida; Ranunculales; Papaveraceae. Gene Ontology annotation, biological process: isoprenoid biosynthetic process. The record is from RefSeq and is a predicted model, not a curated record.